Pungitius pungitius (ninespine stickleback) is the source of this 1908-nucleotide messenger RNA. RefSeq names its product acyl-CoA synthetase short chain family member 3 (gene acss3). Gene Ontology annotation, molecular function: propionate-CoA ligase activity. Lineage: Eukaryota; Metazoa; Chordata; Actinopteri; Perciformes; Gasterosteidae. The record is from RefSeq and is a predicted model, not a curated record. Gene Ontology annotation, cellular component: mitochondrial matrix.
UUUAGGUGUCUGAUGAGAAAGUGUGUCCAAACAAACGGAAGUUGUCACGUUGUGCCACGUUGCAAAAAAACUAUGCUCAUCCGAAGCGUGCCUGUUGCUUCGCCUCCUCUCUCCUCGCCUCCUCCCUCCUCGCCUCCUCCGUUCUCACUUCCCGUGGGCGGGACCGAGACGCGAGGAGAGGAGACGAGGGAAAAAAAGGGUUGGCGAGGAGCUGCAAACUAGGCAAUAACAAAGUGGGCCAAAGCUCUCUAUGAACCACAUGCAGUUCAUAGUUCAAAGGGAUUUCUUUAGGAGCCCCCCCCCCUUACGUGGCCCCCAGACUUAAGAGUCGCCGAAGCGCCUUCCCUCGCGCACAUGCAGGGACACAUCGGAAGCCCCAGAAAGUUGUUUUUUUGAAGUUUUUAGUUGUUGUUUUUUUCAGUUUUAGAUAGCGAUGCACUUCCAAAUAAAGCACCUACUGCGCCCGAACCUCCGCGUCGCGGUGACGCGCACGGAGACGCCGCGGAGGACCGUCUGCGCGGCGCCACAACGUGGCGUGGGACCGGCGGGACCGCGUGCGUCCGCCGGCGCCGUCACCCUGCGGACCCGCAGGGGCUACGCGCGCGACGCGGCGGCGUACGGGCGAGCCUUCGCCUCCGCGAGGGACCAGCCCGAGACCUUCUGGGGGGAGGCGGCGCGCGACGUCGACUGGUUCGAGCCGUGGCGCCGCGCGUUGCACGCGCAGGACCCGGUGUUCCCCGACUGUGAUCAUUGUGUCCCCCGGUGUCCUUGCAGGUUGCGCUCGUUGUUCCUGGCGGGCGAGCGCUGCGACGUGGAGACGCUGGAAUGGGCGAAAAGCAGCUUCGGGGUUCCCGUACUGGAUCACUGGUGGCAGACUGAAACCGGCUCAGCCAUCACCUCCUCGUGCAUCGGUCUGGGCAACUCGCUCACGCCACCUGCAGGUCAGGCUGGCAAACCCGUGCCAGGCUACGAUGUCAAAGUGGUCGAUGACGACAUGCGGGAGGUGAGGCCGAGGACCCUGGGGAAUAUCGUGGUGAGACCGCCGUUGCCACCUGGUGCCGCGCUGUCGCUGUGGCAGAACCCGGAUCUGUACAAGGAGCUCUACUUCACAAAGUUCCCAGGUUACUACGACACCAUGGAUGCGGGUUUUGUGGACGAGGAGGGUUUCCUUUACAUCAUGUCCCGGUCUGAUGACGUCAUCAACGUGGCGGGCCACAGGCUGUCGGCCGGAGCGCUGGAAGAGUCAGUUUUGCAGCACCCUGCCAUCGGAGACUGCGCUGUGGUCGGUCUGGAGGACGCGCUGAAGGGUGUUGUUCCCUUGGCUCUGUGCGUGCUCAAGAAUGGUGUGCAGAAAACGGAGCAGGACAUCACGAAGGAGGUGGUGAAGCUGGUGAGGGACACCGUCGGGCCGGUGGCAGCCUUCAGGAAGGUGCUUUUUGUGCGAGCGCUGCCGAAAACGCGCUCGGGCAAGAUCCCCCGCUCGGCUUUGGCGAACCUCGUCAACGGCAAGCCGUAUAAGAUCACUCCAACCAUUGAGGACCCAGAAGUGUUCAAAGACAUCGAGAGGCACGCCGAAAAAGCGCUGCGAAAUCGGGGCGAUUGAGUCGCCCUGUCGGAUGAUCGGAUGAUGAAGAAAGCGAACCAAUGGGAACUCAAAGAAGUCCGUCCCCAGGAAGCCGCGCUUCCGUUCACAAUGAUGACAUCACGCGUCUACUACCUGCGUGUGAACCUGAAAAACUUGAAACUGUUUUGGAUUCAAGGCUUUUAUUACCAAUGAGCAGAGCCAUACACAUUUUUUAUCCAAUGACAAAUAAUUAAGACAAUUCACUGACAGUUUUUUUUUUUAUUGACAAUGAAAAUGUGCUUGCUCACCAUCAUUUACAAGUAAUAAAUAAAAUUUUUAAAAAA